UUCAUUUUUCUGUGCGUGACUGUCAGAGCACUACUUGUGUGAGGUGGGUCUACACAGCCAAUGCUGUAUGCUGGCAACGUAGACGUUUUUCUGGGUAAGGAAUAGGGGGUGGAUGUAAAAGCUCACAGCCAUGCAGCCGCAGUUUGGCUACAGGUUGAAACGUGUUUUGAAGUGAACCGUCAUAGUUUGGCAUGUGAUUGCACAAUAAUAUAUUGGAGUGACCAGGUUGUCCGAUUGUCACACAAGCGCUAUAUUGGUUUGUAUUCAUCAUCUGAAUUGCUGUACAGUAUUAGUCAUCUGAAACUCCAUGCUUUUGUAUUUGGGGACACCGUUGUCUUUACUCUUCAGAUAUCAGUAUCUAGCUUAGUUUCAUGUGCUGCUGCUGAAAUGAAGAUAUUCAGUUACUGCUACUAUAUGCAAACAUAUUGGCAACUGAAAUUAUACUCUACCGGGCAUGGCCAACAUUGUCAGCACAGAUCUGUCAUAAUCAGUACUGGUUCUCUCAUAAAAUCAACUUCCAAUGUUGGUGAUUUAGGAAGGCCUUCAAUAAUGGGGGCAUUAUUUAAUACAGUUUAGUGGCCUUGUAUAUUUGUUUUGAUCCUACAUCUUGGUAAUAGAGAGAUGUACUUCUGAUUGGGAUGACUUCCUAAACAAGGGCAACAUACUAUAUGUUUCAUAUUUUUAAGGGGGUCGUCUUCUGGGUGAGGACAUCAGCCUGCCAAACGCAGAUACAGUAGGUAAUUGCUAGUUAAGUACUCCGCCAAUCCUGCCCCCAUAUGAAGCCAUGCCCUGCAGUAUUGUUGAAUUAAACAAUGACAAAAACAUUACCAAGUGAAGUCCCUCCCACAAGGCCAGCAUCGAAUGGAAGGUUCAGUGUGCAGUGGUCUGAGGAUUUGGUUAUUUGACCAAUAGCUAGAGCCUCCCACCACAUUUGGGGUACCAAAAUAUUAUUAAAAUGAGGCCUGGUUUUGACCUGUGGGCCACCUGUUACUGCCCAGUGGUAUAUAGCACCAAGGAGCUCUCUUCCCAUUCAACCCCAGACUUCCUGUUUUCAGAUGAGCGCUUGUUAAUGGACACAGGAACAGUCCAAAUAUAGCUACAGUAACUCAUCAGCCUUCUGGCAUUUGGACUGUUGGUGUGGGAGAUACCCCAGACUGCCCUGUUAAGACCUGAGUAAAACUUAGGGUUACAUUGGCAUUCUGCUGGAUUGGUUCUUUGCUGGACGGGCAGCCAGGUGAAUUAAGCUCAAAUCAUCUGCCGCACCAUUGCUGUUUUUUGCUGGUGAUAGCAUUUAGGUCAUACCACGUGGGGUUCAUGAUGUCUGGACAUUUAGAAGAACAUUGAUGUUCUUGAAUGAGUUAUUUUGAUUCCAGUGGAAUCUGCCAGAUCUUUUUAAUCACUCUGUUUUCAAGAAGAACUAUAACCCAGGUUCCAGCGGACCGAUAAACACAAGGAUCCACGGUUCCUUGAAAGAGAACGCGUCCAUCAAAGCCACAGGUCUUUCUCCCAGGGACCGUAGAGUGUGACCAUGCCUGUUCAAGCGCCACAAUGGACGGAAUUCCUGCUGUGUCCCAUCUGCACCCAGCUGUUCGAGGAGAGUGUCCGCAAGCCCAUCAGCCUGGGCUGUGGCCACACCGUCUGCAAGAUGUGCCUCAACAAGCUGCACCGCAAAGAAUGCCCUUUCGACCAGACGCGCAUCACCGCCGAUGACAUCGAGCUGCUGCCUGUCAACACUGCCUUGCUGCAGCUGGUGGGAGGACAGGUCCCCAAACGGCAGCCAACCACCUUGCUGAUUGCGGCAGAGGACAUGGCUCACUAUGAAGAGGCCAGUGAUUGUGUGGAGGUGCUGGCCCUGUACCUGAAACCCCUGAGUAACAACCGAGGUGUGGGGUUGAGCUCCAGCGGGGCUCAGAGCUCUCUGAGUCGGCCCAUGCAGAGGAAGCUGGUGACCUUGGUUCACUGCCAGCUGGUGGAGGCGGAGGGGCGGGUGAGGGCCACGCGGGCUGCCAGGUCCCUCGGGGAGCGCACCGUCACCGAGCUGAUCCUGCAGCACCAGAAUCCCCAACAGCUCUCCUCCAACCUGUGGGCUUCAGUGAGGGCCCGGGGCUGCCAGUUCCUCGGCCCAGCGAUGCAGGAGGAGGCCCUGAAGCUGGUACUGCUGGCUCUGGAGGACGGAUCCGCCCUGUCCAGGAAGGUCCUGGUGCUGUUCGUGGUCCAGAGGCUGGAGCCACGUUUCCCCCAGGCCUCGAAGACCAGUAUAGGCCACGUGGUGCAGCUUCUUUACCGGGCUUCCUGCUUUAAGGUGACUAAGCGUGACGAGGACUCGUCCCUGAUGCAGCUGAAGGAAGAGUUCCGGACCUACGAGGCGCUGCGGCGCGAACACGACUCCCAGAUCGUUCAGAUUGCCAUGGAGGGGGGGCUCCGCAUUGCCCCGGACCAGUGGUCCUCCCUGCUCUACGGGGACCAGUCCCACAAAUCCCACAUGCAGUCCAUUAUCGACAAGUUGCAGACGCCAGCAUCGUUUGCUCAGAGUGUGCAGGAGCUCACUAUCGCCCUUCAGAGGACGGGCGACCCAGCGAACCUCAACCGCCUACGACCCCACCUGGAGCUCCUAGCCAACAUCAACCCCAACCCUGACUCUCCUCCGCCCACUUGGGAGCUGCUUGAUACGGGCCUGGUGGCAGUGAAGACGGUGGUUCACGGCCUGGUUGAUUUCAUCCAGAACCACAGCAAGAAGGGAAGUGACCCGCAACAGCCCCCCCAGCACAGCAAAUACAAGACGUACAUGUGUCGGGACAUGAAGCAGAAAGGGGGCUGUCCCAGAGGAGCCAGCUGCACCUUCGCCCACUCUCAGGACGAGUUAGAGAAGUACCGUAAGAUGAACAAGCGGCUGGCCGCCCGUCGUCCACUCAGCCUAUCCCUGACGCAGCUCAACGAGGUGGGCCUGUUGCCCGAGGAGGUGGGCAUGCUGGAGGGGCUGGCCCACAAGGGCCUGACCAAUGGCAUGGUGUCGUCGGUCACCGGCUCCGCCCUGCCUCAGCUUAUCUCCCGUGGCGCGGACUCCUCCUACGAACCCUUGAUGAGGAAGCCCCAGUCCCAAGGAAGCCUCAGUGCCCCUGGCUCUCCGCCUGACUCACUGGACACUGCACCCAGUCGGUCCACCCACCAGGCCAGGAUGUCAGUGGACCACCUGGCCAUACACAAGCAGAUGCCCAGGGCCCCCCCCAUGUAUACCCCCCAGCAGGGGGAGCACUUCUACCCCCCUGAGCCCAGGGCACCUCCAUCAUCACUGCAAUACGAGUCCUCACAGUACCCCCCAGGUAACCCCCCCUACCCCUACAUGCCCUCCCAGUACCCCCCCCAGCCCCGUUACGUCCGGAACCCCCAUCCCCCCAGCGACCCGCCCAUGUCCCCCUACCCAGAGUCCCCCUAUCCCGUCUCCUACCCCCAGGAGCGCCAGUGUCCCCCUCCAGCCCAGCCCCCAGGUCCCCACUUCUCGAACACCGCCCCCCAUGGCUACCCCCCUCCCCCCCAUUACGACAGCCAACGACACCCGUCCUAUCUGCCGCCCCAGUCGUAUCCCCACAGGGAGAACCCCUCCUCCCUUCCUGCGGAUGACGCCUCCAGGGAACGAUAUGCCUCAGAUGUUUACCCCCCCGCCGGCCCCCACCCGGGCCACAUGAGGCCCUACGCCAGCAGGGAGGCUUACAGCCGGCCCCAGCCCCCCCCCUCUCUGGACUACCUGCACCGGCGCCGACAGGAGAUCAUGGCCCAGCUGGAGGACAGGAAGCAGGUCGUCUCUCCCCCGCCGUUCACUCCCUCACCGACGCUGCCGCACACCACGUACGAGUCCAGCUACACAUCUGAGCAGCUGCAGUACAUGGAGGAGAACUCGCAGGUUCUGGCGAAGUACCGGGAGCAAGGCUACGCUAGCCAGUAUUCUCCUUGGUCAUGUGACAUUAUUGGUUCCUACAUGGGCAGCAAGGAGGGGAAGUCUAAAGACAACAUGGAGGUCAUGAACAAUGCGGCGAAAGUCGUGGAGGGCCAGCGCCGGGUUGCCGAAGCCAGAGACGACGACCCCAUCAUCCCGUUUGGCUCCCUACCCACUGUGUCGCGCUUCGGAGUGAUUUCCCGCACCCCCAAGUCAGGCUACCAGAUGGCCGGGCCGGGGCCAGCCGUGAACCCCUCCCAGGGGACCAGCAGCCCCAAACACACUGCUCCGACAGCAGACUACCCGUUUGCGAACGGCACAGGGUGGGGCGCUGCAUCGUACGCCCAGCCCCCUCAACCGCAACUGGGCCAACGGCCGGUCCCAGAGAGGGAGCAGCUGAAGAUGGAACUCCAGCAGGUCAACCAGCAAAUCAGCAAGCAGUCCACCCAAGCCACCCAGGCCGGCCCGGGGGAGUGGUCGUCGGGCGGCGUCUCCAGCCAAGAGCUGAGUCUGGAACUCCACCACGUGGAGAGAGAGAUCGGCAAGAGGACCCGCCAAAUUGCCCUGGAGAACCAUGUGUCUCCUGAUAGGAGCGGGGCGUACAAGCUGAAGCCCUCUGAGAACGGGCAGGCUGAGCACAAAAUGCAGAGAGAGGAGCACUCGUUGGUCCUCAGCAGUGAGGCCUGUUCCGGCGGUGUGUUGGCGGAUGGCGGUUCGUCCAGUGAUCUGUCCCGUCUGACCACCAAGACCUCGUCUCUCAGCCUAUCAACUGAUCUGGCUACUAUCGGGGGCGCUGACCGACCAACCAACAGUGUGGUCCACCUGUGCUCCUAGCCAAACCGUCUGGUACUACAACUACCCCCAAACCAACCACACAGAGCCUUGGGGGACCCCCCCCCCCCCCCACACACACCACCACUACGAUUGCUAAAUCCUUUUUACUGUCGUUCUGAGGAGCACAACCUGGUCCGUCCUUCGCUCCGGGUCCUCUACUCUGUUCUCGAAUGCUCUACAGUACCUACAUCCACAUUUGCAAAAUAUGAUUGACACCACUAACGGGAUUUGAACUCCAUUACAUGUGUGGCGAGAGGUGCUACCUCUCUCCUUGCUUACAAUACUGAGAGGCCGUUCUAGGUCUCUUACAAAGAGAGAUUUAAGGGCUCUAAUUGUGAAACUUUAAAAAGCCACUGAUAUGCUAAUGUGGAUGUAGUGCCUGCGUAGGAAACAGAACUUCAUCUGAAACAACACAAACUCCCACCAUUGCAACUUCAGGUUUCUGCAUCUGAGUAGUAUCUGCCAUACAUUUUCCUAUUUUUCUUUAUUUUUUUAUGAACGGUUUUUACAUGUGCAUUCUCACUGCCUUGGAAACCAAGGAUUUAGAGAUUAUUAUUAUUUUCUCCAAGAACUCAAGAACGUCGACCCAAUAAUGAUUAAAUAAUAUAAUGAAAAGAGACCAGUUCAUUGGUUUCAAACGGACAACCAUUAUUGCAUUGACAUGAAUUACACCUCAGUCAUUAGCAUCACAUGCAAAAAAAAAAUGUGUAGCAACCAUUGUAUCUAGCAUACAUGCAUGUUCUGAAAUGUAGACCGUUUGGAAUUCAUCCUAAGUCCAUUUAGCUAUGCUGCGAUGUUAUUCGCCAACCCUCUAGUUGAGCGGUUAGUUAAAUUUAACUCUUGCCACUUGAGGAUUUCAUACUUUCAGCUCUGUUCAAGGAGCACUUUUACAUGUAGUCUAAAGAUCUCCAUCUUAUAGAAACAAUAUUUAUUAGCAACCGGCUGUGAGAAAGAUGUGCAUUGCCAAAACAUUAAACAUUGAAUAUGACAUUGGUGUCCUUUCAGGCAAAUUAAACAUGUGUUUUAAUGUAAAUGAAACCUUAACAUACGGCAAAUAAGACAGGGUGUGUUCUGCAAACAGAAAUUACGCGUUAGGACGUCCCCGGAACGUCAGGAGGUUAUUAUAGACCCUUAGCUGCCCUUUGGGGUUAGCCUGUUUGCUGGUUCCAGUAGUUAGUUCAGUAGCCUGGCCUUCUUUCAAUACGCCCCUCCACCCCGGAACGGGAGAUUUGUAUCAUCGUCUGCACCCUAUAGGAUUGGGGAUAUAGAAGCGUUUUGCUGAAGUGCACAACGACAGAUUUGCUAUAACUUGUUGGCUCGGGAUUAGAACCAGUAACCCUCCGGAUACCGGCCCAACACUCUUGACCACUAGGCCAUCUGUGUGAACGUGACCACGGUCACAUUUGGACCUGGCAUUCGAGUGGGACUAUUUCAGUGCCACGAUUGACUGCACAGGGUGUAGUUAGUGUGUCACGCAUACGUCUGCUGUUGAUUGGUUGCUCAGAGGUGCAGGAGAAGGAGUAAAGGAAACCAGGAUGAAGCCGGACAACAAUCAUGUCUGCAGUUUGAGGCAUUUGUCUGCAAAGCAUAUUUGCACUUUCAUAGCUUUAACGGUGGUUUGUACUGAGGAUCUGUAUUUAUUCGUAUGCAUUUUCAUCCUGAGGAUGGAUGUAACAUUAAAAGGUAAAAGGUAAAACCACACUCUGUUUUAAGAGUGUGUCGUCUAAGGCUGUGGUUUCUCAUCAGGUCUUUACACGUCACUCUUUCUGAGCUGAUCUGAUUAAAGACCAUUGGGUGAACUGCGUAUGCUAGCCUUAGAUGAACGUGGCUGUUCCCGAAGCCUUAACAGUUGCACAUUAAACCGUGUUGUAGAAAACAAGGUUAAAACAACCACACGGUUUUUAUAAAUCAAUCUACUGUACUGAUUUAGUUUUUUUACUGCGGAUGUACGACUGGUUCACUUUCAAACUUUGUGACGUGGUUUGCUGUUUAACAUCCCCAUAACACCGUUAUUAACGGGAAAGGUGACAUUCAAGCUUCAGUUACUCCUCUUCUCAUCUCCUCUGGCCACCUUCCUCAACAGAUCCAGCCAACAUUUGUCUAGUUUUAUUUUAACUUCCAAGAAGUUGCCUUAGUGAAAAGCUUUAUUCUUUUUUUUUCUUUUUUUUUUU
Esox lucius (northern pike) is the source of this 6936-nucleotide messenger RNA. RefSeq names its product ring finger and CCCH-type domains 1a (gene rc3h1a). The record is from RefSeq and is a predicted model, not a curated record. NCBI's taxonomy places the organism in Eukaryota, Metazoa, Chordata, Actinopteri, Esociformes, Esocidae. Bases 1529 to 4765 code for a protein of 1078 amino acids. Gene Ontology annotation, molecular function: metal ion binding. The transcript is spliced from 18 exons.